This is a messenger RNA of Penicillium macrosclerotiorum, 1143 nucleotides long. RefSeq lists its product as uncharacterized. The record is from RefSeq and is a predicted model, not a curated record. Gene Ontology annotation, biological process: positive regulation of transcription by RNA polymerase II. Lineage: Eukaryota; Fungi; Ascomycota; Eurotiomycetes; Eurotiales; Aspergillaceae. Gene Ontology annotation, molecular function: DNA-binding transcription factor activity; transcription cis-regulatory region binding. Bases 1 to 1143 code for a protein of 380 amino acids. Gene Ontology annotation, cellular component: nucleus. The transcript has 3 exons.
AUGGAAUUGACCAGUAUUGCAGUCCAAUGUACCGCAUCCUGCUCGCUGACAACCUUUGGCCAUGAUCCGACGGAUGUGGGCAACAUGCUUAUCCGCAUAGCUCUUGUCAAUAACACUCCUUCUGCCGCAGCAGUGCUGCGCUCUUUGCUUGCUUUAUCCUCAUUGCACCGCUCUGGCCUGCAGUCACAGGCCGCCGAGCUCAAGAUCGGUGCCCUGAAAGCCCUUGGUGCCGCAUUAAAUGGUGAGAUCGGCAAGAUGGAAAAAGUCCAGCAUAUUGCGGCCGGGAUGCUCUUAUGCUCAUUUGAGAUUCAUGAGGCCUCAUGCACCUCUGGCCAAUGGCGGUCGUACAUUAUCGGCGUCAAAAGCGUCAUCAAAACCUUCCCUUUCGACACAUUCAAAAGGAACAGCGACUACAGUGCCUUGCUGGACUGGGUUUACUACCAUGAUGUGUUGUCUCAUUUCAGUCUCACACAUUGGCACCAACCGCUAAUUGAGGUGCCUUUUGUGGACAGAGAUGAGUCGGUAGAGAUCCCAUCGUCGCUGGGAGAUACUGAUCUAUGUAUGGAGACCACAUACCCAACCCAAUCGCCCUUCACCACAAUUCUGAAGCUUUUGGCCGAGGUCUGCGAUCUAGCCACAAAAAAACCGCCUCCUAAAUCCCAAUCCAAAGCAUACGAUGGUUUCAAAAGCUAUCUCCAAAUCAUCGCAUGGAGGAUCCAAUCUAUCUCAAUCUCGGACGAUACAAUCGAAGGAAGCUCAAGCAUGGCAACGCUCGUUGAAUUAUUCCAAUUGGCCACGCUAGUAUACCUCAGCCGAACCUCUGGAAACAUCCUUGAGCCGGCUGCAGAAACUCAACAACGGAUUGAACGAGCCUUCAGUAUCUUUUCCCAGCUCAAUUCUUGUGAACGUCAAUUUCCGUUGCUUAUAUUGGGUUGCGAAGCGCGAACCGAAGUGGAAAGGCGUACGGUCCUCGAUGUACUUUCUAGGACGGAGAAGGGGGCUUCAUCACGCUCCCUAUUUUUGACCAGGAGGCUGAUCCAGGCUAUCUGGGUUCAAGACGACCUCUCCCAAGGCCAGAUUAACUAUACCGAAAAGCUCAGUGCCAUCUUGAGCUGUUGCACUAUUUUGCCCACUUUUGUCUAA